This is a messenger RNA of Cylas formicarius (sweet potato weevil), 2502 nucleotides long. RefSeq names its product protein Aster-B-like. The record is from RefSeq and is a predicted model, not a curated record. Gene Ontology annotation, cellular component: plasma membrane; endoplasmic reticulum-plasma membrane contact site; endoplasmic reticulum membrane. Lineage: Eukaryota; Metazoa; Arthropoda; Insecta; Coleoptera; Brentidae. Gene Ontology annotation, molecular function: sterol binding; sterol transfer activity. Bases 380 to 2212 code for a protein of 610 amino acids. Gene Ontology annotation, biological process: intracellular sterol transport. The transcript is spliced from 12 exons.
GUAUUGGUUUUAAUUUGAUCUUUACUGAAUGUUCUGCCAGUUUGAGGCAAGGUUGUUUAUAAAAUUAUUUUUGCAGUGUAAUAAUUAACAAUGAUUAAGAGACAGAGUUCGUUUUACAUUUUAUUCUAGAUCUAUUAAUUUUUUGCAGGCAUAACAUUCUUACGUGUCAUCCACAAACGAUCACCAAAAUUAAAAACAUUUAAAAUUUAAAGCUUAAUAAAGCAGUAAUAGACGUUAGUUUUGUGUUAAACAAAUUAAUUAGAGUCUAGAAAGUUCACUCAGUCGUUUAAGUAUAUACAAUCCAGGCCUGUCGUCGCAGACCAAUUCCAAAACUGAAGGCGCAUGUUUCAGGGAUAGGACGGACAGAAGAGCAAAGAAGAUGGCCUGGCUUAACUCAUUUUAUCCCACUUAUAAAUCGCGUUCAGAUGAAUUUAAAAAACUUUUUACUGAUCUGCCAGUUGAUGAAAGACUAGUUGUAGAUUACUCUUGUGCUUUGCAAAAGGAAAUCUUGCAACAAGGCAGACUAUAUGUAACACAGAAAUACUUAUGCUUUUACGCUAACAUUUUGGGUUGGGAAACUAAUCUCACAUUAAAAUGGAAAGAUGUUACCACCAUUACAAAAGAAAAAACUGCUUUGGUCAUACCCAAUGCUGUACUAAUAUCCACUAAAACAGACAAAUACUUUUUUGCCAGUUUUGUGCAAAGAGACAAGACCUACUUAAUCCUGUUUCGGUUUUGGCAAAAUGCUCUUAUAGACAAGCAGUUGUCGCCGAAGGAGAUAUGGCAGUGGGUACAUCAUUGUUAUGGAAGUGAAUUGGGUUUAACAAGCGAAGACGUUGACUACAUUGCACCUGUUCAAGAAGACAAAUUACUAGUUUCGGGUCUAUGUGUAGAAUCAUUUUUUGAAGCUAUAGUGGGCCCAGAAAAAUCCACAAUGGAUCAGAUUACCGAUGAAGAAAAAACAGAAGAUGUGACUAACGUUAUUCAGCAGUCUAGCCCGGUGGGCAGUGUCUUACAAACUACCACAGAUCACAUCGAUUCGUCUGAUACAGAUGGAGAUCAGCCCAUAAUGAUGAAACAGUAUUCACAUUCCGCGUCGCAUAUUUUCCAAAGCAUAUCAAACACUGUUCUCAACUUUGAUGAGAGUGGGUUAGUUGUAGAUGAUUUCAAAGAUAGUGAUCUCAACCUAAAAUGCACAAAUUCGCACGAAGGGAAGGUGCUUCUGGACGAGACAUUGCCAAUUCAUGUUGAUCAGUUAUUUACACUAUUGUUUACUUCCUCAAAGUUUUAUCUCGACUUUCACGCAUCAAAAAAAACCACGGACCUGACACAAACUCCGUGGACUCACAAUCCGUUAGAUAAUAGCAAGAGUCGAGUGGUCAAUAUGACUUACACUUUGGGGCAAACUAUGGGUCCUAAAACUAGCCAAGUCACUGAACGACAGUCCAUGCUGCCAUGCAGUAAGGCGGGAUAUCUUUAUUCUAUUGAUAUAGAAUCGAUCAAUGCGGGAAUUCCCUAUGCCGACAGUUUUUACAUGCAGUUGCACUGGUGCUUGAGAAAAGUUUCCGACACUCAAACUUCUAUUGCCGUUUACGCACAAUUAAUAUUUAAAAAGAAUGUGUGGGGUAUAGUCAAGGGAAUGAUAGAGCGCAAUGUUUGGUCUGGAGUGGACGAUUUUUUCUGUAGUCUGAAAGAGGCAUUGCAAACGGAGGGCGAAGAAAACAUUCCUGAAAAGCGACGUAAGUCGAGAAGGAAAAGGCGAAUGCACACUUUGCCUAAAUUUAGUUUAGAAGAUGUCAGGAUGAAUAUUCCUAGAAAGAAGUUGUUUCAUUCCAAUGGAGUAUUUAGUACCGAUAUUUGUACAAUAAUAGUGUUUGUGGUACUUUUAGUAUUAUUAGUCAUAAAUGUUUUACUCUACACCAAAUUGUGGAAUUUAGAAGAAGCGCCUUCAUAUAGAUUUUCAGAUUUCCAUGCCUUGAAAAAUCUUCCAAAAUCUCACGACGACUUAAUUAAACUUCUUCAACGACAAGAAAGCCUUCACAGUGUCGAAGCGGAAAAGUGGCAAAGGAUUUUGAAAACUGCCGUUCAUCUUCUCAGACAGGCCGAGGAAUCUUUAAAUGAACUUCAAAGGUCCAUUCAGCCAAGUUAUAUCAAUAAAGAUUUAAAUAGUGCACCAGAAGAAAACUAUCGCGAAACUAGAACAGAACUUUGAAAUGGUUCUUAAUUUUUGAAAAAUAGUCAAUUUCCUAACAGGUUGAAGUAAUCUAAGCAAUUCAUUUUUAAUGUAUUUAUACAUUCCUUGUAAGGACGGACAGUUAUUGAUUAAUUUAUUUAUAGCUUAUAUUUGGCAUCUUGAAGAGUUAUGAAGUGGAUAUGUUAGGUUUCAACUUUCUUGUUUCUAGAAUAUUAGAAAAUUGUGUGAUUAAAACCAGAGUUUAGAUAAGCUGUUAAUAUUUAAGUGUUGUCUUGGAAAUCUUAUUAAAUAGAAAUAAAAUCUCAGAA